AUGGAUGUAAUAGCUGAUCUGCCGGAUCAAGAACGACGAUUAGUCGCGGAAAUGGAUCAGCAGGUUCCCCAAGCGACGGCACCGCUCCCUACAACUGCCGAAACGGGUGAGAUUCAUCAGCAAAUAACACCGAACCAACUCCCGAUUCAACACUCGAACGCAGAUUUGACUAAUCAGACAUUAACUAUACCUCAAAUUCCGCCAGCGGUUGAGUUGCCACCAGCAGCAAACAUUCAUCAACCACUGGUCAUAAACAAUCAGCCAAUAGUGGUACGACAUCACUAUCACUAUAGUCAGCCUCAACACCAGUGGCAACAACAGAUAUUGAAGAGCAUCCAGCAAACUUUAUUGCAAGCUUACCCGUUCCAAGAAUUUCGUUGCUAUCAAUAA
Clunio marinus is the source of this 390-nucleotide messenger RNA. Lineage: Eukaryota; Metazoa; Arthropoda; Insecta; Diptera; Chironomidae. The record is from the annotation of a GenBank genome assembly.